Alexandromys fortis (reed vole) is the source of this 297-nucleotide messenger RNA. RefSeq names its product keratin-associated protein 3-1. Gene Ontology annotation, cellular component: keratin filament. NCBI's taxonomy places the organism in Eukaryota, Metazoa, Chordata, Mammalia, Rodentia, Cricetidae. Gene Ontology annotation, molecular function: structural molecule activity. The record is from RefSeq and is a predicted model, not a curated record. Bases 1 to 297 code for a protein of 98 amino acids. The transcript has a single exon.
AUGGCCUGCUGUGUUGCCCGCUGCUGCAGUGUCCCCACCGGCCCUGCCACCACCAUCUGCUCCUCUGACAAGUCCUGCCGCUGUGGAGUCUGCCUGCCCAGCACCUGCCCACAUGAGAUCAGCCUCCUGCAGCCCACCUGCUGUGACCCCUGCCCCCCACCCUGCUGCCAACCUGAAGUGUACGUGCCAACCUGCUGGCUGCUCAACUCUUGCCACCCAACUCCCGGCCUGAGCGGCAUCAACCUGACCACCUACGUCCAGCCUGGCUGUGAGAGUCCCUGUGAGCCCUGCUGUUAA